CGCUGCAGUUCGCGCGCCGUAUCAGGAUGCCCGAGCCCGUGAAGUCCGCUCCCGCCCCGAAGAAGGGCUCAAAGAAGGCGGUGACCAAGGCGCAGAAGAAGGACGGCAAGAAGCGCAAGCGCAGCCGCAAGGAGAGCUACUCGGUGUACGUGUACAAAGUGCUGAAGCAGGUGCACCCCGACACGGGUAUCUCGUCCAAGGCCAUGGGCAUCAUGAACUCGUUCGUCAACGACAUCUUCGAGCGCAUCGCGGGCGAGGCGUCGCGCCUGGCGCACUACAACAAGCGCUCGACCAUCACGUCGCGGGAGAUCCAGACGGCCGUGCGCCUGCUGCUGCCCGGGGAGCUGGCCAAGCACGCCGUGUCCGAGGGCACCAAGGCCGUCACCAAGUACACCAGUUCCAAGUGAUGGUGCCCAGUGACCCUGCAUUGCAAAUUCCAAAGGCUCUUUUCAGAGCCACCCACCCUUUCAGCGCAGAAGGCUGUUGCACACGCGUCCUCGCUUGUCCAGUUUGGGCACAGACGUGGAGAUGCUGAUCUUAGGUUUCCUGCGAGGCUCCUGCGCCUGCUGGUCCCGGACAGGCGUUUCCGCGUGUCCCACCGGGAAGACUCGCUCCGUUUUCCUCUGGCAAGGACACUGAGCAGCAGGCAGUGAUCACGUCUGCUAAAACUGAGACCUUCACUGAGGAGAAAAUCCUGUUUUACAAGCUAAGGAAGACCAGCCUGAGGCCAAGGUGGAAGUGUGAGGCGCUGGAAGACGUGAUAGGAAAAUGGGAAGACAACAUCCUCUCUAGGAGACAGGUACCAGAAGACUUCCUCUACAGACUUGCUUACAUACUCCCCGAGAAGCCUGUCCACUUGAGUUCUAGCUGGGAAGCACAACUGCCCUCUUCCUGACAGGAAUCAAAAUUCUAGGCCUUGCCCUGACACUCCAGGCAUUCUCUCUUUAAAGAAACCCUUUACCCCACCCCUGCAGACUUCUGCUGCUGAGCCUUUCUAUUUCCCCCACCCCCACCCCUAUCUCCAUCUUUCCUAUAGCUCCUCCUACCCUGGUGUUUCCACUCUCAAAGGUCAACAAAAUCCUAGAGUUUCCUUCUGAGUCAACUUUAAAAUUCUUUUAUAUAUGAGAUCAAGAACUGCACGGGGACCGGUCCUCUAGGGACAGAAGAACACUAAACAGUUCUCUCCUCCCCUUGUUGAGAUGUCUUAUUAUGUGUUUAUUCACAUUUAAAGGCUAAAAGCUUGCAAAAGGUUUCACCUCCUGGGCUGCUGCCCGUGGGUUUAAGUUUCCAUCACAGGUGUUUGAGGUUAGAUCUGUAUAUCACAGAAGCAAGAGCCUUAACUCUAACCUUAUCCAUUAUCUUCCUUAGCAAUGUUUCCUUCAGCAUCCAUUUUCACAAACAGUAAGCCACUUCAUUAGGAUACUUGUAUCCGAGAAAUGUGUCAGUGAUUCAAAAACCUGCAAGAAAGAGUAGCAAAGAGGCUGGAGAUGGCUCAGCCCUUAAUACUUUUCACAAGGACCCUAGUUCGGUUCCCUGAAGCCAUAUCCAGUAUCUCGAAAUCACCUAUAACUCCGGGUCCAAGGCAUCUAACACCCGCCCCAGAUCUAGGGCACCCACAUACACGGUAUACAUUCUUACACAGUCAUACACACACCAAAAGUAAAAAUAAAAUGGAAGAUCCAGUAAGCAAAUGAACCAAGUAGACUUUAUUAGGAUGUUUGUAUCUGAGGAAACAUAGAAUAAUUCUAAAACCUAGAAGAAAUUCUAAAAGCAAAAAGGCUGAUUAUUAAGGAACACUCAUAAUUCUGUAAGGAGAUAUAACUUGGCCCAUUUGGCCCAGCAAUAGCCAAUACAGUUUUCUAUUUCUUCGUAAAACUUUUGAGAUUGUAAGUAUGCCAAUUAUAGUAUGCAU
Messenger RNA from Meriones unguiculatus (Mongolian gerbil), 1912 nucleotides. Its product is annotated as histone H2B type 1-C/E/F/G/I. The transcript is spliced from 2 exons. The record is from RefSeq and is a predicted model, not a curated record. Gene Ontology annotation, molecular function: DNA binding; protein heterodimerization activity; structural constituent of chromatin. Lineage: Eukaryota; Metazoa; Chordata; Mammalia; Rodentia; Muridae. Bases 27 to 407 code for a protein of 126 amino acids. Gene Ontology annotation, cellular component: nucleosome.